Molecule: messenger RNA, 1396 nt
Organism: Acaromyces ingoldii
Lineage: Eukaryota; Fungi; Basidiomycota; Exobasidiomycetes; Exobasidiales; Cryptobasidiaceae
Product: FAD/NAD(P)-binding domain-containing protein
Exons: 6
Coding region: 83-1396 (437 amino acids)
Molecular function (GO): FAD binding; monooxygenase activity
Source: RefSeq, a predicted model, not a curated record
GGCUACCCCAUCCACGAAUAAUUCGCAUAUAUUUGGGCGCUGUCGAAGCCUUCAUUGCGGUACAACUUCACGUCUCAUCAACAUGACGCUCGAUAUCAUUGUAGUGGGCGCCGGCAUUGCUGGACUGGCCGCCGCCAGAGCGCUCAGGGAGCAGCACAAUGUCACGAUCUUGGAGCAGACGAGGAUGAAGUCAGAGACGGGCGCGGCCAUCCAUCUGGGCCCCAAUGCAGCUCGUCUUGUCUUGGGAUGGGGAUGCCAGCUCGACGAGAGCCCGCACUUGAACAUGCUCCGAGAGGCCGAUCAUCUCGGCGUGAUCCACAGCAAGCGGCCAAUCGACGCGCAGGCAGACUUUGGCGCUCCCUGGCUCCUGAAUCACCGCGUCACGCUUCACAAGGAACUCCUCCGGCUAGCCACGACUGAAUGCGAGGGCCUUCCAGGCCGGCCAGCCAAGCUCAUGACGGGCGCACGCGUGGCCCAGGUGGACACCGAAAAGGCCACCGUACAGCUCGAGUCUGGCGAGGUGCUGCAUGCCGACGUAGUCAUUGGCGCCGACGGCAUCAAGUCCGAGGUGCGAAAGGCCAUCGUGGGCGACUGCUUCCUUGCCAAGCCCAGCGGCCACUCGGCCUACCGCUGCCUCAUUCCCGCAGAGAAGAUUGCGGCCGACGACGAGCUCGCGUAUCUCCUCUCGCCCACUGGUCUUUCCAUCUUCUUGGGCAAGGACAGGAAGCUGGUCGUGUACACUUGCACUUUUGAGGGCAGGCGCUAUCUCAACGUCGUGGCUGCCAUCCCUGACAAAGACCUGGGCGAGGAGUCACAGGAGAGCUGGUACGCGCCUGGGAAAGUCGAGGACCUCGUGGCCGCCUAUGCCAACUUUGCACCCCAUCUGCAGCGCAUGCUCUCCUACACGCAGGAGUGCGGCCUCUGGCAGCUCCGGGACCAGGACCCGCUGCCAGCAUGGACCAAGGGCAAGGCGAUUAUCAUUGGGGAUGCCGCGCACCCCAUGCUGCCCCACCUGGGCCAGGGCGGGUCGCAAGCCAUUGAGGAUGCCGACGCGCUUGGCUUCUGCUUUGACGGGCACGGUCCCAGCGACGACAUCGAGGCGGCACUCGCACGCACCUUCAAGCUGCGGUACGAGCGCGCCACCGUGUGCCAGGAAAAGAGCCGGGAGCAGGCGCUGGGCAAGCGUCAGGAAGGCGGCGUCUCGGUGCCCGUGCUCGAUCCCAUGCAAUUCUCGCAGUACAUCUUUACCUACCAGGGCGCCUCCUGGUGGGCGAAAAAGGUAGAGGGUGAGGCGGCAGCCGAGGCGGACGCGGCUGAGCCUGGGCCUCCUGCUGCUCUUGGCCGAGCCGUGAAUGCACACCCUCUAUCCGCUGCUACUACUGCCACUAUUCUUUGA